GCCAGCGGCGGGGGCGCGGAAAUCGAGGCCGGGGCUCCGUCGCGGCCUUGCUGGUGCUGCGGGAGGAGGAGGUGGAGGCCCCGCGCCGCCCCCGCCGCCGCCGCCUUUGUCUGCGCGGGGCCGGGCGGACGCGGCGGGGCCGUGAGAAUGGAACUGACUGAAGGCCCUAUGAGAAAAAGGGAAAGCUAAGGAUGCUGGAGCAGAACAAUGGAUUUCUCUUUCUCUUUCAUGCAAGGGAUCAUGGGAAACACAAUUCAGCAACCACCUCAACUCAUUGACUCCGCCAACAUCCGCCAAGAGGAGGCCUUUGAUGGCAGCAGUGACAUUGCUGAGGAUGGGGGCCGGACGCCGUACGAGGCCGCGCUGCAGCAAGGCUUCCAGUACCCCACGCCCACGGCAGAGGAGCUGCCCCCCCUCACCAACGGGUAUCCCCCGGCCAUCAGCAUGUACGAACCCCAAGCCAAAUACCAGACGUACGCUCAGUAUCCCAAUGGAUCGGCCAAUGGCUUUGGAACAGUCAGGAACUUCAGUCCCCCGGAGUAUUACCAAAUGGAGAACUCUAACGCGAGGCCGCAUGAAGUUCUGGAAAAACCUUCCCCUCCCCAGCCGCCACCUCCACCACCACCUUCAGCUCCACAAGUGGGGAUUCCAAAGAAGACUGGCUCACCAGAGAUCAAACUCAAAAUAACCAAAACUAUCCAGAACGGCAGGGAAUUGUUUGAGUCCUCCCUGUGUGGGGACCUGUUGAAUGAAGUCCAAGCGAGGGAGUACGCUAAGGCAAAACAUGAAGGGAGGAAAGAGAAAAGGAAAAAAAGUAGCAAGCAUGACUCUUCCCGAUCGGAAGAGCGCAAGUCGCACAAAAUUCCAAAAUUAGAACCAGAGGAGCAAAAUAGACCAAACGAGAGGCUUAGCACACUCUCUGAGAGACCAAGAGAAGAUGCAGUGCUGGAGGAAGCCCCGGUCCAGCAGCUCUUGCCAUCCCUUCCAACGCAGGUCACCCACGACGUCAAGUUCCAGGUUGGGGAUCUCGUUUGGUCCAAGGUGGGGACGUACCCGUGGUGGCCUUGCAUGGUGUCGUGUGAUCCACAGCUUGACGUGCAUACCAAAAUUAAUACAAGAGGUGCCCGGGAAUACCACGUCCAGUUCUUCAGCAACCAGCCGGAGCGGGCCUGGGUGCACGAGAAGCGCGUUCGGGAGUACCAAGGGCACAAACAAUAUGAGCAGUUACUGGCUGAGGCAGCCAAGCAAGCCAGCAACCACUCCGAAAAACAGAAGAUUCGCAAGCCCCGGCCGCAGAGGGAGCGAGCCCAGUGGGACAUUGGCAUUGCCCACGCCGAGAAGGCGCUGAAAAUGACCCGGGAAGAGAGGAUAGAACAGUACACCUUCAUUUACGUAGACCAAGAGCCAGAGGAGGCUUUGGCCAAAGCCAAAAAGACUGCUGCUUCCAAAUCGGAGGCCAAGAAGAACCGCCGGCCGAAGCCGGUGCCGAACGCGCAGCCGGAACACGCCAGCGUGGCGGCAGGGUCGUCACCUUCCAGCGCCGAGGCGCGGAGGCAGGGCCAGCGGAGGCAGUCCAGCGUGGAGGAGGAGGAGGCACCGCCCGUGAAAAUCGCAUGGAAAACAGCUGCAGCUAGGAAGUCCCUACCAGCUUCGAUAACCAUGCACAACUUGGAUCUGCAAAAGUGUAACAUGUCUCCAGUUGUUAAAAUUGAACAGGUUUUUGCCCUUCAGAAUGCUGCUGGGGAUGGAAAACUCAUCGAUCAGUUUGUUUAUUCCACCAAGGGAGUUGGUAACAAAACAGAAAUAAGCAUCAAAGGACAAGAGAAACUUAAUUCUUCAUCAGCUCAGAGAAGUGAAAAAGCAGUGGUGCAAAACGUGUCCUCUCCUGAGACAACUUCUGGGGCAGCAGGUUCUGUAGAAAAGAAGCAACAGAGAAGAUCGAUUCGAACCCGCUCCGAGUCUGAGAAAUCCACCGAAGUUGUGCCAAAGAAGAAGAUCAAAAAGGAGCAGGUUGAAACGGUUCCACUGGCAGCAGUGAAGACGGGGUUGCAGAAAGGUGCCAGUGAGAUUUCAGACUCCUGUAAACCCUUAAAGAAGAGAAGUCGUGCCUCCACGGACAUGGAACUGACCAGCUCAGCCUACAGGGACACGUCUGACUCUGAUUCCAGAGGACUCAAUGAUUUACAGGGCAGUUUUGGGAAGCGUUCAGACAGCCCCUCAGCCACUGCCGACGCCGAUGCCUCGGAUGUGCAGUCGGUGGACUCCAGCCUGUCCAGGAGAGGAACUGGAACAAGUAAAAAAGACACUGUUUGUCAGAUCUGCGAGAGCACUGGCGAGUCGCUGCUGGCCUGCGAGGGCGAGUGCUGCAGCGUGUUCCACCUGGAGUGUCUCGGCCUGAAGGCCAUGCCUGAGGAAAAGUUCAUCUGCACCGAGUGUAAGAAUGGAGAGCACACGUGCUUUUCCUGCAAGCUCCCUGGCAAAGAUGUGAAGCGCUGCUCCGUCAGCACCUGCGGGAAGUUCUACCACGAGGCCUGUGUGCGCAAGUUUGCCACGGCCCUGUUCGAGUCCCGGGGCUUCCGCUGCCCGCAGCACUGCUGCACUGCCUGCUCCAUGGACAAGGACAUGCAUAAAGCCAGCAAAGGUCGCAUGGCGAGAUGUCUGCGCUGCCCCGUUGCCUAUCACUCGGGAGACGGCUGCAUCGCUGCAGGAAGCUUGUUUGUGUCAUCCCACAUCCUCAUCUGUAGUAACCAUUCCAAAAGGACUCACUCCUCAUCUGCUGUAAAUGUAGGCUUUUGUUUCGUUUGUGCAAGAGGGCUGGUAGUGCAGGACCAUUCAGACCCCCUGUUCAGUUCCUAUGCCUAUAAGUCCCACUACCUACUGAAUGAGUCAAAUCGUGCUGAGUUGAUGAAAUUACCUAUGAUUCCUCCUCCUUCGUCAGCUUCCAAAAAGAAAUGUGAGAAAGGUGGCAAACUGUUGUGCUGUGAGUCCUGCCCAGCUUCCUUCCACCCCGAGUGUCUCAGCAUAGAAAUGCCUGAGGGAUGCUGGAAUUGCAAUGACUGUAAAGCUGGCAAGAAGCUGCGGUACAAGCAGAUCGUUUGGGUCAAGCUUGGGAAUUACAGGUGGUGGCCAGCAGAGAUCUGCAAUCCCAGGUCUGUGCCUCUCAACAUACAGGGCCUCAAACAUGAUAUCGGGGACUUCCCAGUAUUUUUCUUUGGUUCACAUGACUACUAUUGGGUACACCAGGGCAGAGUUUUCCCUUAUGUUGAAGGAGAUAAAAGCUUUGCUGAGGGGCAAACUAGUAUUAACAAGACCUUCAAGAAAGCACUUGAAGAAGCAGCAAAGCGUUUCCAGGAACUGAAAGCACAAAGAGAAAGCAAAGAGGCAUUGGAAAUUGAAAGGAAUUCAAGGAAACCUCCACCCUAUAAACACAUUAAAUCCAACAAGGUUAUCGGGAAGGUUCAGAUCCAGGUGGCCGACCUGUCCGAGAUUCCCCGGUGUAACUGCAAGCCGUCGGACGAGAACCCGUGCGGGCUGGAGUCGGAGUGCCUCAACAGGAUGCUGCAGUACGAGUGCCACCCCCAGGUGUGCCCAGCCGGGGAGCGCUGCCAGAACCAAUGCUUCACCAAGAGGCUCUACCCCGACGCCGAGAUCAUCAAAACGGAGCGCCGCGGGUGGGGCCUCAGGACCAAAAGGAGCAUUAAAAAGGGUGAAUUUGUGAAUGAAUAUGUUGGGGAGCUGAUUGACGAGGAGGAGUGCCGGCUGCGGAUCAAACGUGCUCACGAGAACAGCGUCACCAAUUUUUAUAUGCUAACUGUAACCAAGGACCGAAUAAUAGAUGCUGGCCCAAAGGGGAACUACUCUCGUUUUAUGAACCAUAGUUGUAAUCCAAACUGUGAAACACAGAAGUGGACAGUGAAUGGUGACAUUAGAGUUGGACUGUUUGCUCUUUGUGACAUUCCUGCAGGAAUGGAGUUAACGUUCAAUUACAAUCUGGAUUGCCUGGGCAAUGGCAGGACUGAGUGUCACUGCGGAGCAGAAAACUGCAGCGGCUUCCUGGGUGUGCGCCCGAAGACAGCAUUUGCAACAGCAAAUGAAGAGAAGGUGAAAAAUGCAAAAUUAAAGCAGAAGAAACGGAAAAUAAAAAUGGAACAGAAGCAGAUGCAUGAAGAUAACUGUUUCCAGUGUGGAGAUGGGGGAGAGCUGGUCAUGUGUGAUAAGAAGGACUGUCCCAAAGCAUACCACCUCCUAUGCCUUAACCUGACUCAACCACCUUUUGGAAAGUGGGAAUGUCCAUGGCAUCAGUGCGACAUCUGUAGCAAUCCUGCCGUUUCCUUCUGUGAGUUUUGCCCCCAUUCCUUCUGUAAGGAUCACGAGAAGGGAGCCCUGGUGCCGUCGGCGCUGGACAGCCGCCUCUGCUGCUCCGCACACGACCCCAAAUCUCCCGUGGCACCCGAGUACUGGAGCAAGAUCAAGUGCAAAUUGGAAGCACAGAAUGCUGUGGAAGAGGCAAAGGAGUGAAUUUGGUUAAAAACAAACGCGGGAGGGGAGAAGAGGGGCAGCAGGCGAUGAACUCAGAGAGAUUGUGAUGCCACACUCGGCUUUGUCCUCGGAACUGUCGCGUGUGAGCUGGAACGGGACCAUUGACCCGAGUGAGAAGGACCAGGCAGUGGUGUUUGGUUUUUAUUGUUUGGUCUUUCUUUUACCCUUGAAUGUGCUACAGCAGCUCUUACUGUUGGAAACCAGGAACAUCUUGGCCUUUGAAGAAAACCGUAAACCUUUUGACAGUGAAAAGAA
Molecule: messenger RNA, 4794 nt
Organism: Corvus hawaiiensis (hawaiian crow)
Lineage: Eukaryota; Metazoa; Chordata; Aves; Passeriformes; Corvidae
Gene: NSD3
Product: nuclear receptor binding SET domain protein 3
Exons: 24
Coding region: 208-4518 (1436 amino acids)
Biological process (GO): regulation of DNA-templated transcription
Cellular component (GO): chromatin; nucleus
Molecular function (GO): histone H3K36 methyltransferase activity; protein binding
Source: RefSeq, a predicted model, not a curated record